UCUUGGUGUCACCAGCCCUGCCACAUCUCAGCACAGCCUCUGCACAAUCGGGGUUUGAAGCAGUUACAGCUGUGAAGCUGGGUUCUUUGGUCCUGUGUAUUAAUGCAAAAUGUCUGUGUGUUAAACGGACUACGUGCUAUUUAAGUGUGUUCCGGUCAGUCUCACUUGUCAUAAGGUAGGUCGGUGAUCAGUUCCAUGUGCACACUCCCUAUCCUCACACACCACCUCGCCCCAACAAUCAGUGACUGCUCUCUGGAAUCGGAAUAUUUCAGCAACCAGCCAUCUGCUGCAGGAACUCAGCGGGUCAGGCAGCAUCAGUCCUGAUGAAGGGUCUCGACCCGAAACGCCAGCGAUCCCCUGCCCCACGCCAGUUCCUCCACCAGUUUGUUUGUUUCCCAACCUCUGGCGUCUCCAUUUCACUGCACUGACCCUGAAGCGUCUGAGACCCCGUCCCCGUUUCUGCUUGUGCUGAGGUUACUGACACGUCCCGAGAUGCUGUGACGGGGAUGGGACCGGCGACGUCCUCGGCGGACACAACUUUCUGUGCGCCCACGGGCGGCACCAGAGCAGUCAUCGCCCGGUGGAGUGAGGCUUUGUGCUCGCUCUCUGCACCGCGGCACUGAACCGUUCCCCACAACCGCACCGGGGGUUGUCCCGCGGCCUGACGGCGGAUACCCGAGGGCUGCAAUCAUUGUGCCGAGCUGUCCGUCUGCAGCCGCCUCCCCUGGCGGCUUCCCCCUGGGCUGUUUCAGGCGAGGGGGCGUGGAGGGCGAAGACGGAGCGCCUGCCGCUCGGCUCUGCGGCACUUGGCCUUGGGCUGGGGAGGAAGAGGAAGACUGUCGGCUCCUUCGGCGUUUAUUUUAAGCAGCGUUGGGGACAGACAGCGGGGAGCCGGCGGGCCUCGCACCGUGUUCCCUGGGGUUUAACCCCGGCAGUGUUGACGGCGGAGCGCAGGGGACCCGGCGCUGCUCUGGGGGAGACGGGAGACCACCGUUCCCCAUCACCGGCUGUGUGUGGAGAUCAGCACCCAGGACCAUUGAUGCACCCCUUCCAGUGGUGUAACGGAUGUUUCUGUGGUUUGGGGUUGAUUUACUCGAAUAAAUCGUGCACAAUGCCUCCAAUAACCUUCCAGGAUCUUCCGUUAAAUAUCUACAUGGUGAUAUUCGGCACCGGAAUCUUUGUCUUUGUACUGAGUCUGAUAUUCUGCUGUUAUUUUAUCAGUAAACUCCGACACCAAGCACAGAAUGAGAGAUAUGGAUACAAAGAGGUUAUAACAAGGGGAGAUGCAAAAAAGUUAAAUUUACACGGGCACACAUGUGCCGUUUGCUUAGAGGAUUUCAAGAUUAAAGAAGAAUUGGGAGUGUUACCAUGUCAACAUGCUUUCCACAGGAAGUGUUUGGUGAAAUGGCUGGAAAUCCGCUGUGUCUGUCCAAUGUGCAACAAACCUAUCACUGGAGCACCAGAGCAGCAGCAAGCACUCGGCACUCUCCUGGAUGAACUUGUUUGAUCAGUGUUCGCAUUGGAACGGACAACAGAAUAUUCAAGAAUUGAGAGAGCUUUCUAACUUUUUUUUUGUUAUUUGACUUUUGAUUGGAACAUUAGAGUGUGAGAGGAUCUGAGCCACAGCACAUGCUGCAGUACUCUGGACGGAGUGAAACCAGGCACUGGAGUAACCGGGAAAUCUCCAAAAAAAACCUUGUAUAACUUCUGCUGAGGAAUGGAACACUUCCAGCCUUUCAGUUUCUGACUAAGCUUCUUAAUCACGAGCACAGGCAACCUCAUGGUGAGUUGCUGAUCCACACAAGCCAAAAGGCCUCAGCUCUGAUUCCCGCAUUGUGCUGGCUCUACUGAUCACAACUGAUGCAAUAGUUGGAGAAGCUGCAACUAGGCAACACCCUGGGUGGAGAGGGUCCCCAUCCCCAUUCUGAUCACUGCUCAAGUUGCUCCCACAGAGAUGUGUGUGUGUGUGGACAGGAGCUGGCUUGGAGCUGAUGCUUUCCACAAAUGGGUAUUUACACACACACCAGCUGGAUAAGGCACAGGUGGGAACAGACUGACGGAGAUCAAUGUGGUGCUUCACUGGCACGGCACAAGGAUCACACAACACUUCACAUACACAAUGCGGAGACCUGACAGUGCUUCCUGCACCUUGCUGUAUACAUUGCAGGGCAUCUUAUGCUGAUUCAUUCACCUCACAGGGUGCAGGGAACACGCUGUGCUUCUUUCACCUCAGAUUCAUCCUGUGCAACUGGAAUGAGCAGCAACGUGUACAAGUUUUGUCCAUGAGGGGCUGGAGUGAAACCUGUUUACUAUCAUUUGUUCAAUGUGAUUUUAUUUCAUAAUUGGCAGAGUUAAUGAUUUAGAAUGUUUAUUAUAGAAAUGCAUGUGUAAACAUUACUAAACAAUUAACCAUCAUCAACCGCCUGAUGAUCUCUCCCUGACAGCUUCAAAUAGGUCAAUAUAUCCCUUUCAGGCACAAAGUGAAAGGUCUCAGUCAGAGCGAUGGUGAGAUCAGCUGUGCAAGAGGUGGCUGGAAGUGUAUCCCUGAGCUCAGGGUUAGGGCACGUUGGUAGAAUAGAACAGAGUUCACCCUGCAGUUACCUGCCGAGCUGGUCUUCACGUGGGCUCUCCCGCUACUGUGCUGUACAUUACGUGUCUUUUUGUUACUGACUGGCACGACUGUUUUGUACAUAUUUUAAAUAAAUGCUUUGAAUCCAUUCCUUUUACGACGGAUUUUCUUUCAUUGUAAAAUAUUUUUUAAUAAAUAUUUGCUCUGAGUGUACCUU
Messenger RNA from Pristis pectinata (smalltooth sawfish), 2786 nucleotides. RefSeq names its product ring finger protein 122 (gene rnf122). The transcript is spliced from 6 exons. The record is from RefSeq and is a predicted model, not a curated record. Lineage: Eukaryota; Metazoa; Chordata; Chondrichthyes; Rhinopristiformes; Pristidae. Bases 1040 to 1507 code for a protein of 155 amino acids.